AUGACAAUCAAAAUCGGCGUGUUGGACCGCAGUAGGGGGGAUGGUGCCAUCUCCCGAGAAGAAUGGAAGAGGGUGGCGGCGGCCAACUCUGCCGUGUUCCUGAAGGUGAUUAGGGGAAACCCUGGGCCACCUCCGGAUUGCGAAAGUGCUGGUUGGUACUACGGGCUUCACAAGCUGAUUAGGUGUGCGGAUGAACGAUCGGCAGUGCUCUAUAAAGAGGCGGUCUCUCUCGUGGGGGAGGUUUGGGAAGGGGCCAGAUUGGAGGCUGUAGACAAGGCAGAUUUGCCACUGCGUCCUAGGGCUCGCGUCUGGCUUCCAGCUGAACCCUCCUCUGCGGGGGAAAUCGAGGAUAUUAUAAAAUAUUGUAAUCCCUCGCUGCCAGCACACGACUGGAAGGUGAUACGGCUCGAGAAAACCGAAGAACCCUAUCGGCAAGCGCUGAUACUGCUUAAUGCGGAGUCCAUCGGUCCUCUCAACGAGCUAAAGGGGGCCAUUAGUUAUGGCUUUGAGAAGGUAACUCUGAGAGUUCUCUCCACCGAAGCCAAGACGGACUGCUUGCAGCCUGCGACGCUUCAAACAGAAGCGGAUGGUCAAAUGACCAUGGAAGUGGACCAGGUCCCCUCGGAUGCUGCCAGCAUUGGGGGCGGCUCGUCAAUCGAUGAGUCCGCCUUCGGUCUGGAUAAGCUGUUCGUCGAAGAGCAAGAGGAAGGCAAUCCAAGCGCUGAACUAGCGUUACUGGAGGAGAGUCUGUAG
Messenger RNA from Zeugodacus cucurbitae (melon fly), 753 nucleotides. RefSeq lists its product as uncharacterized. The transcript has a single exon. The record is from RefSeq and is a predicted model, not a curated record. Lineage: Eukaryota; Metazoa; Arthropoda; Insecta; Diptera; Tephritidae. Bases 1 to 753 code for a protein of 250 amino acids.